GCGCCCAGGCCGCGCCACGCGCCGGGCUCGCGGCGGAGCGCGCCGGACUGGUCGGGGCCCGCGGCCGCCCGCACCUUUCCAUGGGCAGCUCGCACUUGCUCAACAAGGGCCUGCCGCUCGUCAGACUUUGACCCCGCGCGGGCUUCCGUGGUCACCGUGGACGGGCGCCUGGGAGCUUUGGUUCAAGACAGUUAAAGACGUGGGAUGAGGACACAGUGACAGGCCGCGGUUCUGCCAGGGGACUGAAGACAGCCGCUUUGGACAGUUGAAUUCAUGGUCGCGGGAGCCGCGCCCAUACUGAGCGAUGGCAGGCGUCCGACCCCCGAUCAUGAACGGGCCCAUGCACCCCCGGCCCCUGGUGGCGCUGCUGGACGGCCGGGACUGCACGGUGGAGAUGCCCAUCCUGAAGGACGUGGCGACCGUGGCCUUCUGUGACGCGCAGUCCACACAGGAGAUCCACGAGAAGGUCCUGAACGAGGCCGUGGGCGCGCUGAUGUACCACACCAUCACGCUGACCAGGGAGGAUCUGGAGAAGUUCAAGGCUCUGCGGAUAAUCGUGCGCAUCGGCAGCGGCUUCGACAACAUUGACAUCAAGUCGGCCGGGGACCUAGGAAUUGCCGUCUGCAACGUGCCGGCCGCGUCCGUGGAGGAGACCGCCGACUCCACCGUGUGCCACAUUCUCAACCUGUACCGCAGGACCGCGUGGCUGCACCAGGCGCUGCGGGAGGGCACGCGCGUCCAGAGCGUCGAGCAGAUCCGGGAGGUGGCCUCCGGGGCCGCCAGGAUCCGCGGCGAGACCCUGGGCGUCAUCGGACUAGGGCGUGUGGGGCAGGCAGUGGCACUGCGGGCCAAGGCUUUCGGCUUCAACGUGCUCUUCUACGACCCCUACCUGGCGGACGGCACAGAGCGAGCGCUGGGGCUGCAGCGGGUCAGCACGCUGCAGGACCUGCUCUUCCACAGCGACUGCGUGACCCUGCACUGCGGCCUCAACGAGCACAACCACCACCUCAUCAACGACUUCACCGUCAAGCAGAUGAGGCAAGGGGCCUUCCUGGUGAACACGGCCCGGGGAGGCCUGGUCGACGAGAAGGCGCUGGCCCAGGCCCUGAAGGAGGGGCGGAUCCGUGGCGCGGCCCUGGACGUGCACGAGUCGGAGCCCUUCAGCUUUAGCCAGGGCCCCUUGAAGGACGCACCCAACCUGAUCUGCACCCCGCAUGCGGCCUGGUACAGCGAGCAGGCCUCCAUUGAGAUGCGUGAGGAGGCGGCCAGGGAGAUCCGGCGAGCCAUCACAGGCCGGAUCCCUGACAGCCUGAAGAACUGCGUCAACAAGGACCACCUGGCAGCUGCCACCCACUGGGCCAGCGUGGACCCCGCCGUGGUGCACCCCGAGCUCAAUGGGGCCGCCUACAGCAGGUACCCCCCGGGCGUGGUGGGCGUGGCUCCCAGCGGCAUCCCGGCCGCCGUGGAGGGCAUCGUCCCCAGCGCGAUGUCCCUGUCCCACGGCCUGCCCCCCGUCUCCCACCCUCCCCACGCUCCUUCUCCCGGCCAAACCGUCAAGCCCGAGGCGGAUCGAGACCACGCGAGCGACCAGUUGUAGCCGGGGCGGAGCUCUGCAGCCUGGGCGCCGGCCGAGCGCUGGGCGGGUGUGUGCAGGCGCGGUGCCUGCGGUGGCCGGGCCUCCGGAGGCGGGCCGGGCGCCGGGGCU
Messenger RNA from Budorcas taxicolor (takin), 1705 nucleotides. RefSeq names its product C-terminal binding protein 1 (gene CTBP1). Lineage: Eukaryota; Metazoa; Chordata; Mammalia; Artiodactyla; Bovidae. The transcript has 10 exons. Gene Ontology annotation, molecular function: NAD binding; transcription corepressor activity; oxidoreductase activity, acting on the CH-OH group of donors, NAD or NADP as acceptor. The record is from RefSeq and is a predicted model, not a curated record. The coding region runs from base 305 to 1597 and encodes 430 amino acids.